Periconia digitata is the source of this 1310-nucleotide messenger RNA. The record is from the annotation of a GenBank genome assembly. NCBI's taxonomy places the organism in Eukaryota, Fungi, Ascomycota, Dothideomycetes, Pleosporales, Periconiaceae.
CUAUCCAUCUCUUCAAUGUCUGAUCCGCGUUCGCACAGCAGCAUCGAGUCAGGUCGGCGGGGGGAACGGGAUGGCGUGAACUGGAGGUGGCUGGCAGGGUGGAUCGUAAACCCACCACCCAACCUCCUGACACACCACGAUACCCAUUGUUAUAUUGCCCCCGUCGCUCCUUCUGGCCUAAACAGCUGCCUGCGCGGACACGUGCAAGCUCUUGGAAGGCACAAAAGAGGGAAGAAGACAUCUGGAUGUAAAAAAAACGCAUUGGAACCCUUGCCAGCUAAUGCAGCUACCCGAUGUCCCGCCCGCCAGCGGAGCAAACCGCCACACCGCCAAUUGCCUCCAGCCAGCCAGCCAGCCAGCAAACCAAUUACCCCUCCAGCCCAUAUACGAACAGAACCCUUUCUUUUCCCUGCGUUUCCCCUGCUUUGCCCCGGGUCGCACAGAAGAGAACUGUGUGGUCUUGUCUCGUACCACACACAUCAAGCCUUGUUUUCUUUCCUUCCUCUCGCUCGGCUCACCCGCCGAUUCCGCUCGCUAUUCCCGUUUUGUCCCGAUUGAUUGAUUGAUUGAUCUCCUUCAUCAUGGCGCUCACCGCGGUGACGCUGCUGGUACUGAAAGCGGUUGUUGUGUGGAUAGCGGUGCAGUGGGUGUUGGAGUGCGGGGAGAGUCGGGCGCCUUUCGUCAAGCCCGCGCUGACAUUCAUGCGGGCUGCCAAUAGCUUCGCCGCGACUGCAGGUACGACGCUGUGCGCUCUGCUUGUCCUCCUACCUUCCUUUGUCUUUGUCGUCCUCGAGGUGUUCGGCUAUGUAAGGGAACGGACUCGCUCGCUGCCGUCCAAGUCGCUCUCGGGAUAUGUGGAGCGUGGCGUCCGCAUCAUCAGUGAACUCGAGGCUCUUGGGGAGAGGAUACGCCAGGCUGCUGUCAAGUUGAACGUGGGUGAUGAGGAGACUAUGUGUGAACAGAGUACUCCCGUAACUGUCCUUCCGGAACAACCUACUGUACCAGCGCUCCCUCUGAUAUGUGGAAAUGUGCUGCUCGCUGUUUGCAAACAUAGCGAGAGCAUGGAACGUCUCUACUCGGCUCUUCAGCCACCACAUGUUGAUGAUCUCAUCUAUUGCGACUGCGAGGACUUCGAGAUACGAGGGGAGAAGAUUGUGGGCUUGCUUGGUAUGCUCCGAGAGUGCAUGGAGCGCCAAACGGAGGUAGUACAGGCCGUAGACGCCUUGUGCCCAGCCCUGCCACCGCCAUCAAUGGCUUGUGUAAGCGAAGACGGCGAUGUUGAUGGCGAUAGCGGUUACAUCGAAUGCUAG